AUGGCACACAACAAAAUCAAGAAAAUACCUAAUUUAAAUGUUUUAGGAACUUUGUUCUUUUUAGAUGUAUCUCAUAACUGCAUCGAAACAAUAGACCCAAGCUUUCUACCGAAAUCUCUUCAAAUCUUCAACAUGGCAAAAAACCCCUGCUGUAAUGAAGAGACAAUAAGAAAGAUAAAAACAGUUCUGCCUAUUUUGGAAGAACUAAACGAUGAGAGAAUAGUUGAUAAUGACUCUGUAAAAAAACUGGACAUGACAGAAAUAUCAGAUGAAAAAGUUGAGAACGAAUCAAGAGACAUAAGAUUGUUCGCAUGUGAUAUCUUGAUUAGAUCACAAGGCAGAGUUGAGAAAUCAAAAGUUGAACAUUAUCAGAAAAUGCUUGAAUUGAAUAAAUACAAAUUUCUCAAAAAAACUAAUGAAUAA
Molecule: messenger RNA, 423 nt
Organism: Helobdella robusta
Lineage: Eukaryota; Metazoa; Annelida; Clitellata; Rhynchobdellida; Glossiphoniidae
Exons: 4
Coding region: 1-423 (140 amino acids)
Source: RefSeq, a predicted model, not a curated record